Molecule: messenger RNA, 1674 nt
Organism: Drosophila mojavensis
Lineage: Eukaryota; Metazoa; Arthropoda; Insecta; Diptera; Drosophilidae
Exons: 2
Coding region: 260-1591 (443 amino acids)
Source: RefSeq, a predicted model, not a curated record
UAACGGAUGACAGCUACAUGGGUUUAUCAACACUGACAUUCAAAUUCGUGCCGAUUCUUCAAAAAACUUCGAUUAACGAGAAACAGCCCAAAUAAUAUGCAUUUAUUAUGUGCCCACAACACAAAAAACUCACUUGCUAGAUAGUUCAAGAUGCUGACAGACACGUGCUACCGCAGCUACCCAAUAGGUUCGCGUAUUUAAGGGCGAGCAGCUUUCAUCCCAAGGCACAUGCGUCUGUCACUUGUAAGUAAAAGCAGUUAUGAAUCUUGCAUUAACCAUCAUUUGGUUGAGCUGCAUCUGUACAGGCAGUGCACAAAGUAUCGAGCGACUGCUAGCAGAGAACACAAAGGAGUUAAAUGAAACCAAAGCGCUUCUACGUCACAUCGAUGCCACAAACGAAAACAUUAAAAACAGCAUCGAACAGCAACGUGACUGGCUGGAUGCGAUCAAAAAUGUAGAUGGCCAACUGGACAAACUCAACCUUUUUCUCGAUGCACAAUCUGUGGUCGUUCAGGAGGCGUUGAAUAACAUCACACUUAAGUCUGGUAUACAUGCUGAUCGUGUGUCCAAGGAAUUGGGAAGCUUGGCCCGUCUGCAGAUUUCUACGAAGCAACAAAUCAGCGGGCUGGAGCAGAAACUAGAUGGGUAUCAAAGACAUGUACUACAGAAUGCACGCAGCAUUGAAAACAAUAUAUUAGAUCUGACAAAAUUAAUAACGCGCGCUGUACUGCCACAAUUGAAUGGACUGCAGUGUUCCUUUGAUAGCCUAGAGACAUCCCAAGUCAACAUCGAGGUGGAGCUGAAGAGUUUGGCGCGCCUCAAGGAGAUUAGCGAGGAUUCCAACAUCAAGUUGAUCACAUUGACUAGUAAGCUGAUUAACUUGAAUCGCACACAGGAAGCCCAGUUUGAGAAGUUAACACAUGCACUGUCCCAGCUGAAGCCGCUAAAUUCCUGGCAAAUUGAGAGUGCUCUUCGAGAGUUGAUAGUCUCCCAAAAGAGAAUCGAGUUGGAUUUGGAGGCAUGCGAUAGACGUCAAACAGCUCAUUAUGCCAAACAUUCUAGCUCUUCAUCCCAUCCCUCCUAUGAAGUUGAGUUGGCAGACGUAGCUCCCCCUCCUCGUUCACAGGUCUGGAGCCAUAAGGAACCCAAUGAGCAGGGCUCUUACUACGCCAGCGUCUAUGCCCAAGUACCUUCCAAUAAGCCAAUACUCGGCAAACCUAGAAAUCCCAACUACAGCUCUUAUGUAGCCAUACCUGCCAAGCACACCAGUUCCAGUUCCGUCUCCUGGCAGCAACCUCUGCCUUGGGAAACUGUGCCUGCCUAUCAAUCCGUUCCAGCGGUCGUGCCCAAGCCAAAGCCUAAUCGCCCCAAACCUUACCAGUCCGCUCCUGCAUCUGGUUCCGAGCGCAAGAGACCUGCUCCUAAUCCGCAGCCAUGUGACCAGAAUCAAUAUUCGCAGCAUCCACCGCGCCACUUGGGUUCCUCUCCAGCACAACUAGCUAAAUCCUAUUCUCCUCAAGCACACGACGUGUCUUCAAAUAGACGUUAUUCAUUCUGGCAUGGCAGCAACUCCCCAUCGGAAGGCUACUAAGACCUCAACUUCAUAUUUUGUGAAUUUGCUGAAUGAUAUUUUACGGCAGACGAAUAAUUAUAUAAAUGUUGAUGCAUAUAAUA